CUUCUUGCAAUCGACAAGUGAUAAUUCCUAAGAAUUUUACUUCUGCUUGUUUUAAAGCAGAGGUUUCCAUAAGCCUGGGAAACAGGCAUGACCAUUUUCCUUUAAUUUCUAUAUAUAAUGUAUAUUACAUUUUGACGAACAAAAUCAAAAUUUUGCAAAAUGAAAUCGUACACUUGUGUGCGAUGGGGAUCCUUAUUAUUGUUUUCUUGGAUAAUCAGUGCAGCAGAGAUUGACUAUGCCAGGAACGGUUUUCCCGAGGGAUGCGUUGUCAACGGACAGUUUUAUGCAGUGGGCGACACCUUUAUUCCGGACCCGGCCAAUUAUCCGUGUGCAGAGCACAUUUGCGUUAAAGGAGAUGAUGGACCAAUCGACAGGCUGAACCGUAAUAUAGAGUGCCCGGAUCUUGGCUGUCCAUCGGGACAACAACCGAUCUUUGAAUAUGGGAAAUGUUGUCCCGAACGAUGCGAAGCGGCAACAUUUGUACAAAAAGAAGCUGCAAAGGAGAUGUUUGUUCCUGCGGAUGCAGGUAAACUUGGGGCAGUGAUUGGCAAAGAGGCAUUCGUUGUAGCAGACGAGAAGGCGGGAGGUGCUGCCGUCGCCCCGUACCCUUACCCAGGGGUUGGUGUUGGCAUGCCCGGACCAAGAGGCCCACAAGGACCCCCCGGACAACCGGGAUCCCCUGGAUUUCCUGGUCCUCGUGGCGAGAAUGGAGAACCGGGACCUAGCGGACCCCCAGGUCCAAGGGGGUUUCCCGGACCAACCGGUCAAAAUGGAAACGACGGAGAUGAGGGUUUGCCAGGAGAACAGGGACCCCCGGGACAAACAGGAGAACCCGGUAAUCCAGGAAGUCCAGGAAUGCCUGGGAUGCCUGGAAUGAAAGGACACAGGGGUAUGCCUGGAGGGCCUGGAAUGACUGGGGAGGCAGGGAAACCUGGAGACAAGGGCCCAGUUGGACCAGUAGGCCCCCCUGGAAGCCCCGGACUAAUGGGGCCGGCCGGAGCCCCCGGAGAGAGGGGUCGUGACGGACCAGAUGGGACACCGGGACUUCGAGGUUUGGACGGAAGUCCUGGAGAACAGGGACCCAUGGGUCCAAUAGGACCCCCCGGAUCCCCGGGAUUUCCUGGGAGCAUAGGAGCAAAGGGCGAUGCCGGUGUGAGGGGAGCUAAUGGUGAGAUGGGAAUGACCGGACCACCAGGCGCUAAUGGACUACCAGGGCCCGUAGGUGAGCCUGGGCGGCCCGGGGCACCGGGCACCGAUGGCGCAACUGGACCAAAGGGAGAAAUGGGUAUGCAAGGUGCACCUGGAAGUCAAGGGUUCCCCGGACCCCAGGGGCCCUCGGGACAGGCCGGAGAGCCGGGAACACCCGGAGACAGGGGAGACACUGGUCAAGAUGGAACCCCUGGUCGUCAAGGUGACAUCGGAGAGAAGGGAAACACCGGAGCACCUGGAGAACAAGGGUUACCUGGACUUGCCGGACAGGAAGGGAAGAGGGGACCUCCCGGGCCCCCAGGACAACAAGGGCCAGUCGGAUUAACAGGAGAAAGGGGAUCCCCUGGAGCAACUGGAUUGCCAGGACCACAAGGCUCGCCUGGAUCUUCUGGGAGACCCGGGGAGAGGGGACAAGCAGGGGAGCCAGGAAUCUCCGGAGACCCGGGGAUACAAGGAACACCCGGAUUUCAAGGCCCACCUGGACCAAGGGGUAGACCAGGAAAGAGUGGUAACCAAGGGCAACAGGGAGAACGCGGACAACCUGGACUCGCAGGAAAAGACGGCAAAAACGGAGAAGCUGGCCCCCCCGGCCCCCCAGGAAAUCCAGGACUCCAGGGACCCAGUGGAAUCGUCGGAGAGUCGGGUCUCCCAGGAAGAGACGGUGACUCUGGACCCCCGGGUCGUCAAGGAGGGAGAGGUGUACGUGGACCGGCCGGUCCCCCGGGACCCGAAGGACCAAUAGGCAUUCAGGGGCCACAAGGAGAGAGAGGAGAAACUGGUGUCGCUGGAGAUCCUGGAUUCAAUGGGCCACCUGGAGGACCAGGUGUUCCGGGAGAUAACGGAAAAACCGGCGAACCCGGCGCCCCGGGACCAAACGGUGAGCCGGGAGUUCCAGGGGAGAGGGGUGAACCAGGAAUACAAGGAGAGCCAGGACCGUCCGGACCGAGGGGUCCCACCGGAGAACGGGGGACAUCCGGCCCCCCAGGAGAACCAGGACCACCGGGACCACAAGGACCAAUCGGAGAGCGAGGAGACACGGGCAGUCCCGGAGUCGUGGGAUUACCAGGAGAUUCCGGGCUACCAGGACCAAGAGGGUCACGUGGAAACAGGGGCCCUAGAGGUCUGGCGGGUAAUGACGGAAUCCCUGGUGAACCGGGUGCAGAGGGAUUGAAAGGCGAACCCGGUCCCCCCGGCCCUAUCAACACCGCGCCAGCCUUACCGGGUCCCCGAGGAGAUCCAGGUCUCCCUGGAGAGCCGGGGACACCCGGAUCAGACGGACCAAGAGGAUAUCCAGGAAAUCCCGGACCUGUAGGGGAGCGGGGUGUUCAGGGAGACCCAGGCCCCCCAGGGCUAUCUGGAGAGAUUGGGGCUCCUGGCCCACGGGGAGAUCCUGGUCCUCGUGGAUUCCAAGGGGAGCAAGGAAUAUCCGGAGAAAAUGGAAGACCAGGGGAAUCUGGUGGCAAGGGAGAAGUCGGAGAAGCUGGGCCUCAAGGACCGCCCGGGACGCCCGGUUCACCCGGACGAUCUGGCCCACAGGGUCUACCGGGCGAAGCCGGCCCAACUGGAGCCCCGGGAGAGAUGGGACGACAGGGAGACAGGGGAGACCGAGGAGAAAUAGGCGCCCCAGGACCAGUGGGCCGACCCGGAGACGAUGGCAGCGACGGACGCGACGGAGCACCGGGCGAGCGCGGGAACUCCGGGCCACAGGGUCUUCAAGGACCCCCCGGCCCAUCCGGUCCCCAGGGUGAGCGAGGCGCCCCCGGGUACCCCGGAGCCACAGGAGAAAUGGGUCCACAAGGAGAGCAGGGUCUGAUGGGAUCACCUGGAGAACCAGGAAGGAAUGGUUUGGAUGGACUGAAUGGGCCACCAGGCUCACCUGGUCCCGUCGGACCUCAAGGUCCAGACGGACCUCCAGGAGAAAAUGGUCCUGCUGGUAUGAACGGAUCACCCGGUGCACCAGGAGCCUCUGGAGAAAAGGGUCCUAGGGGACCUACAGGUCCUUCCGGCCUUCCUGGACCCCCAGGACCUCAGGGACCCCAAGGACCUACGGGUGUGUCUGGUCCCCAGGGUGAGCGAGGAGAGAGGGGAGAAGCAGGUGCUCCGGGACCCAAAGGUUCUGCUGGACUCCAAGGACAGAGGGGAGAGAGCGGAGUACCGGGUCCCCAGGGUGACGUGGGUGCUAUUGGAAUGGACGGCAUGCCUGGUGCUUCUGGUGAAAAGGGCUCGUCGGGCGAUCCUGGUCCGGCAGGUGUUCCAGGGUUCCCCGGAUCCAGAGGACCCCAAGGCAUACCUGGCUCACCUGGACUACAGGGCCCCAAAGGAGCAAGCGGUCAACCCGGACAACCUGGAUAUAAAGGAGAACGCGGACCUAGGGGAAUGCCCGGAAGUUCGGGUGACCGAGGUCAUCCUGGACAUCCCGGACAGGAGGGAAAGAGGGGACUUAGAGGAUCCAUUGGAGACCCUGGCCCCCAGGGACCUCCCGGCGACCGAGGAUCGAUGGGAGAGAGGGGUCUUCCCGGAAAUGUCGGAGACCCCGGAUCACCGGGAGAGGAGGGAGAGCCAGGAGCACGUGGGAGGAGAGGUGAAUCCGGACCUAACGGUGAACCAGGGAGAACAGGUCCUCCUGGUCCGCGUGGACCGAGGGGUGCUGCCGGUCGGCCAGGCUUGGACGGUAUGCAGGGACCGGUCGGAGAUCCGGGAAUCAGUGGGAAUGAAGGACGCCCCGGAGAAAUGGGACCACCAGGAAAUGCAGGAGCUGUGGGGAUUCAAGGGCCCCAGGGACCGGCAGGGUCCAGGGGACCUCCAGGGAGAGACGGAAAUCCAGGAGGCCCUGGUCCUGAGGGGCCACAAGGUGACCCCGGACCGAUGGGUGAAGCAGGACCAACAGGAAACCCCGGACCCCAGGGAGAAACAGGUGACCGUGGCCCCUUUGGGAAUCAAGGCCCCAGAGGUUACCCCGGAGCACCAGGAUUAACCGGACCAUCGGGAGAGGCGGGAAAACCCGGAGAGCCAGGGCCGCCCGGAGCUGCCGGACUCACCGGGAGAGCUGGUGCCAAUGGAGAGCGUGGAUUCCCUGGAGACCAGGGUGUCCCCGGAGUGCCAGGUGAAUCAGGUGCCCCUGGACCUAUCGGACCAGCGGGGCGUGACGGCGAAAGAGGACUGCCAGGACCUAAAGGUGACCGAGGAGAUAUAGGACCCUCAGGACCUAGCGGCAUGCACGGAGCUCGGGGAGAGCAGGGAGCAAGAGGACCUAAAGGAGAAGAGGGUGAACCUGGAGAACCCGGACCUGACGGGGCACCGGGUAGAUCAGGCCCCCAGGGAGCCCCAGGACCUCCAGGCGAUAUGGGACCUAUGGGUCUCUCAGCUGAUCCCGGAACUCAGGGUGACGCUGGUAACCCUGGAGAACCAGGACCACGAGGAUCCCCCGGGGGUCGGGGACCUCCAGGAGAGGAAGGGGCGUCGGGCAUCCCAGGACCUCCCGGACCCUCAGGACCUCUAGGUGCCCGUGGACUGAAUGGACUGUCCGGCGUAAAGGGGGAAACGGGAGAUCGCGGAAUUUCUGGCGCACCCGGUAAUAGAGGACCCUCGGGUGCGGACGGUAUCCCAGGUAGAAAAGGUGAGCGAGGAGACCGGGGAAUCCCUGGUAUUCCUGGUCAACCCGGCCCCACAGGUAGAGACGGUCCCCAGGGAUUCCCCGGAAAAUCUGGCAGCCCCGGGUCACAGGGUACCCCCGGUCAGGAUGGUAUCACGGGAAUGCGUGGUGAACCCGGAUCCCCUGGGCCCAGAGGUCAGGAAGGUAUGCCAGGCAACCCUGGACAGCCAGGUCAAAAGGGGGCAAGGGGCGAGGAUGGAGCAGAGGGGCCUACUGGUCCAGUUGGGCCUUUGGGAAAUUCAGGAGAAGUAGGUUUACCCGGAGAUCCUGGUACACGCGGAGAAAGGGGACCAAUGGGACCAGCAGGUGCAGUUGGUUUACCCGGAGAGCCUGGAAAAUCUGGGUCCGACGGCGCGCCAGGAAAGCAAGGUCCCCAGGGACCUCCAGGGAACCCAGGGUCUGUUGGAAAUGUGGGAUCACCCGGUAAUCCUGGACCAGAUGGUGCACCUGGAAUUACGGGACGUACAGGUGAGAAAGGACCCGCUGGAGAGAUGGGACAGUCCGGACCACCCGGGUUACCAGGGUUCGCUGGCCCCCCAGGAGUGACUGGUGCAACCGGUCCAAGUGGCGAAAGAGGAUUAAGAGGUGAAAAAGGUCCAUCUGGAGCACCCGGCGCACCUGGAGUACGGGGACCACCGGGUUCAAAUGGAAUUCAAGGAAACUCUGGAGAGAAGGGAGAUAAUGGCGAAGAGGGUGAAAAGGGCGACCCUGGUUUAAUGGGAUUGAAUGGUUUACUAGGACCUGAGGGACCCCCCGGAGAGCCUGGACCAAUGGGACCCCCAGGCCCCUUAGGACAAGCGGGACCAACGGGACGACGAGGAAGACCUGGAGAGGAAGGGCAGCCUGGCGCACCCGGACACCAGGGACCCCUGGGACCACGUGGACCUAAAGGAGAUAGUGGACGACCAGGUGUAAUGGGAGAAAUGGGACAGCCCGGUUCACCUGGUAUCCCAGGUCCUUCUGUAUACGGUGCCGCAAUGCAAGGCUGGUUCCAAAGAGCCCCAGUCUUCAAAGGCCCCGGGUACCAGGGAGACGAGGCUAAGACCCAAGAGAAAGAAGAUGUGUUUAAAGCUCUUAAAGAUAUAACAGAGGAAUUGAGGAAGUUGAAAUUCCCAGACGGCUCAAAAGAGGCUCCAGCCAGAACGUGUCAACAGAUCAAGAAAAAUAAGCCGGACGCAGAAGACGGGUACUACUGGGUUGAUCCUAAUGCUGGUGUUAAACUUGAUGCCAUCCGAGUCUACUGUGACUUCAGGAGUAAGAAGAUUUACACGUGCGUUUUGCCAGCGAUGAACAUUACCGAUGAACACACUGCUCCAGGAGCGACCCAAUCACCCCUGUGGUACGCCUCCCAGCACUUACAGGAUGGAGAGAUCCCAUACCAGUCCAAAGUGGUACAGAUUAAGUUCCUUCAGAGCUUACACGAUAAAGCCGAACAGGAGAUCACUUUCCAUUGUAAGAACUCGGUAGCUUACCGCGAUGCCCAAUCAAAGAGCAAAGACAGGGCCAUCCUUCUAACAACAUUCAACGGAGACUGGCUGGGCGCGAACAACAAAAAGAAAUUUAGAUACAAGGUCACAGAGGAUGGAUGUCAGGUGAAAGACGGCUCAUGGGGGAAAACUGUGUUUGAGGUAAAAACGAAGAAGACCAACAGAUUGCCGAUCGUUGACGUUGGUAUUGCCGACAUAGGGCAGCAAGACCAGGCUUUCAGGGUGGAAGUUGGACGUGUUUGUUUUUCGUGAUAUCUGAGUUAAUGUUAUGGUCAGGAUAUACUUUGUGACUCGUCGAUUUUUGCGAUAGAAAAAAUAAAAUUCCAAUCAUUUCGUUCCUGUGAUUUAGAUAUGAAGCAAUUUUACAUAGCAUACUAUUUAUGUAUUUUAUGAUUUAUGACACACUUUAAAAGAAAAAAGCGCACGAGGGUAUUCUCGUGUGCGAGUGAGUGCGAGCGAGUAUUUGUGCGUGGUUAUGUGUGUGUGUAUGCGCGCGCGCGUUACAUGCAAUGAAAGAAUGGUGAGUUUUCUAAAAUUGUUUGAAGCAUAUUAUGUGAUCUUUUUGGACAAAAUACAUCAUAAAAAUCUUCAUGCGUGUUUGGAUCAUAUGCAUAUUUCUUAGCUGGUAUGUCAAGGCUAUUCUCUUUUAUUCGUUUUCAAUCAGCUGAAUCUAAUAAACAAUUGAAUCAAAA
This is a messenger RNA of Magallana angulata, 7040 nucleotides long. Its product is annotated as collagen alpha-1(I) chain-like. The coding region runs from base 160 to 6600 and encodes 2146 amino acids. The transcript has 67 exons. The record is from RefSeq and is a predicted model, not a curated record. Gene Ontology annotation, molecular function: protein binding; extracellular matrix structural constituent. NCBI's taxonomy places the organism in Eukaryota, Metazoa, Mollusca, Bivalvia, Ostreida, Ostreidae.